UUUUUUAUUUAUCAUUAGAUAACACAAUAAAUUAAUGCAACCUUAAAUAGUAUUUAAAGAAAAAAAUAGUUAUUUUUAAUUCAUUGUCGUGAAAAAUGAAGAUGAAGACUAUAGUAGCACUUCUGGUAAUUGCAACACUUUAUAGGGUGUCUUCAGCCACAAGCAACACAACAACCCAUAGUGACAUAAUUGAAAAGUACCAAACUAAUAUCACCGCUCUGAUUAACGACAUCAUUUUGGCGAGCAAUCUCACAUCAGCAAAUGUAACCUCAACCACUUCAUCAAUCCAAAGCAAAGUGGACAUAUCAGUAGACACGUUGGCUCAAGACAUCAAACUAGCACAGAACGCAGUCUGUACGCAGUUUUCAAAACCCGGAUCUUGCACAAAUACUACAAUAAAAUCAUGUUUAAACCAGCAAAAAAUAUAUGCCCAAGCCCUUUCCACCAAAGCACUAGAAGACUGUUACAAUGCAAGCACAGUUACAACGUUGGAUAGUUAUCAGUCCGAUAUUUUGUCGCUAAAAUCGCCAGUUUCAGCUCUUGGCGAUACCUGCGCUCAGCUGCAUCCUUUGGCUUCUGACACGAUUGGCAUGGACAACUGCAUGACUUACAACAUUGCCUAUUACCGUCAGAUGCUUAAUGAAGCUAUCACAAACUACAACAUCGAAAUUGAAUCGAUUGAAAAUGAUGUUGAUGCAUGCAUUUUGAAUAAGAAAAGCAGUAUUACUAAUCAAAGUACAACUAUUUUGAACAAUGCACUUCAGUGUACUGGAACUUCUGUUUAAUAUAAUGGAAGUACAAUAAAUUGUACCAAUUACUAGUUGCAUUAUUCAAAAACGUCAUAAAAUUGAUCAUCAUCAAAAUUUUAGUACCCGUCAUGAUAAAUGUGGGAAUGUUAGAAAAAAAAUUAUUAAUAUUUAAUUUGUUUAGGUCUAUAAUUAAGGCAUUUAAAAUGGUAGCAGUAGACUUUCUUAAUUGUUUUUGUACAAAUGAAAGUGUGUAUUCACUAACAUAACAUAAUAUUAAUACCUCCCAAGUAGAUAUUAAUUUUUUCUCAGUGUGUAACUUACACAAGUGAUUAAUGGUAGUAACAUAAAAACACUCCCAACUACUAAUGUAAUUUUGUAUAUUUACCUACUGUUAAAAUUAGUAUAUUGUACACAAAAUAAUCUACACUAUUUACAUGUUACAAUGACAUUGUUUUAAUUGUUUAAAAAUAUUACGUAAAGCUUUACUGGCUGAUCUUGUACCAUUUCUGAUGCAAUCUUUAGCUUCUACCAUUUUCUGAUUAAGUUUACUUUGAAAUUCCACUUUUAAAGCCAUUAAGGUUUGAUUGGCGUCAAACAAAACUUUGGGAUUAUUCAUACAUGAUCCACUUACAGCCUUGUCUAAAUCUAAAUAUCUCAUCUUGAGCUUUCGCAGACAGUCCAUCGUAGGAAGACAGUUGAAACGAUUAACGAACAAAAGUCUGCCAGUUUCCAUAAUGUAUUUAUUUACACAUGUGUGACUUGCGAUCGGAGUGCUCAACUUCAACUCUUCCAACAUGCUUCUGUAGCGUGUAAUUUUAGAAUUAGCCGAUGUUUUGGCGCGUGUUAUUUCUUCUUGGAUUGCGUUUAUGGUGUUCGUUUCUUCGUUGUUUGCCUUAAUGUACUCUUCAAAGAUUAUAUCUCUCAUUGUUUUCUUGUUUUGCAUGUCUGUUGUGAUUGCCUUUUUAAAUAAAAUUUUAUUAUACAUUA
Messenger RNA from Aethina tumida (small hive beetle), 1736 nucleotides. RefSeq lists its product as uncharacterized. The transcript is spliced from 2 exons. Bases 96 to 785 code for a protein of 229 amino acids. Lineage: Eukaryota; Metazoa; Arthropoda; Insecta; Coleoptera; Nitidulidae. The record is from RefSeq and is a predicted model, not a curated record.